Molecule: messenger RNA, 1343 nt
Organism: Nymphaea colorata (pocket water lily)
Lineage: Eukaryota; Viridiplantae; Streptophyta; Magnoliopsida; Nymphaeales; Nymphaeaceae
Product: 2-C-methyl-D-erythritol 4-phosphate cytidylyltransferase, chloroplastic
Exons: 12
Coding region: 129-1127 (332 amino acids)
Biological process (GO): isoprenoid biosynthetic process
Molecular function (GO): 2-C-methyl-D-erythritol 4-phosphate cytidylyltransferase activity
Source: RefSeq, a predicted model, not a curated record
UGGUAAUUUCUGCUGACGGACCGAAAAGCUUUGGUAGGGUGCCUUCUCUGCUGCUCCUCUCAAGUUGUCAUAGUGAGAGAGUCCCGACAGAGUUUUGGUGUGUGGGGGGCUGUGGGAAGAGAUAAUUCAUGGCGCUCCCUCUUCGCCUCUCGUCGGCUAUCACCGUCAUCCCCCUUUCCUGCUCACCGGCAACUUCCCGUCACGAUGCCAAACAGCAGCCGAUGUUAGGAUUUGUCGGUUGCUGCUGCUCCUUCCCCCUUUUCGCCAACAUCACGGGGAGCGGCCGCCGCCACCACCAGGCCAUCAGGUCGCCUCCUUACUUCUCAGGAAACACGGUCCGGUAUAUGUCCAACAAAGGCUCAGCCACGAGGAUAGCAGUUGUCGCCGUCUCUGGAGACGGGGAAGGAAAUGACGAAGAGGUGGUUCCGAGGAAAAGUGUAUCAGUUGUCCUGUUAGCAGGAGGGAAAGGGAAGCGGAUGGGUGCAUCUAUGCCAAAGCAGUAUCUUCCACUCUUGGGUCAACCAAUUGCUCUUUAUAGUUUCUACACCUUUGCUGAUCUGCCUGAAGUUAAGGAAAUCAUUGUUGUUUGUGAUCCAUCGUAUAGAGACAUAUUUGAAGAUGCCAUUAAAAGCAUACAGGUAGAAAUCAAAUUUGCAUUUCCUGGAAAGGAGAGACAAGAUUCUGUAUUUAAUGGACUUCAGGAAAUUGAUGGGACUUCAAAACUUGUUUGCAUACAUGAUAGUGCAAGGCCUCUUGUAAAUUCUAAAGAUGUAAAAAAGGUUCUAAAAGAUGGUUUGCUGGUCGGAGCAGCUGUCCUUGGUGUUCCUGUUAAAGCUACAAUUAAAGAGGCAAAUGGGAAAUCCUUUGUAGUCAAGACGCUGGAUCGCGAGACUCUUUGGGAAAUGCAAACCCCACAGGUUAUCAAGCCACAAUUACUAAGAGAUGGAUUUGAGCUUGUACAAAGGAAAGGGCUGGCAGUCACUGAUGAUGUUUCCAUUGUGGAGUAUCUUAAUCAUCCUGUUUACAUAACUCAAGGAUCGUAUACAAACAUAAAGGUAACAACACCAGAUGACAUGUUGCUUGCGGAAAGAAUACUGAAUACAACCACAACAAAGGCUUCAGUGUAACAUUGAAAGGUUACUAUAAAAAUGUAUUUAUUUUUAGCAUGGAAGUUGAAUGAACAACAAAGCUAGCAAAUGCCAUCCAAGCUGCAAUCCCAAGUUAGGAAAGGGAUUGCAUUGAAUAUUAGAUAUUCUGUACUAAAAACCUCCAAUAAACAGGAAAAAAUGAUGUGGAAUGACAACAAAUUAAUUCUCUUUCAAGAGCAGUAUUGCGUUUUCUUU